UACGCAACCACUCUCCAGUGGCAACAGAAGAGUUUCUCAGGGUGCGGUGCAGCGAGGCGCCGCAGACAAUCCUCCUCCAGACUGCAUCUACAAUAAUGGCGAUGGCUUACAAGAUGGCGACGACCGGGAUGUGGGUAACGGAUGAGUGCAGGAACUCAUUCAUGGCAUUGAAGUGGAAGAAGGUUCACCGGUACAUCGUGUUCAAGAUCGACGAAAGAUCGAGACUGGUGACCGUCGACAAGGUUGGUGGGCCCGCCGAGAGCUACGACGAUAUGGCUGCAUCCCUCCCAGAUGACGAUUGUCGAUAUGCCGUCUUUGACUUUGACUUCGUCACCGUUGAUAACUGCCGGAAGAGCAAGAUCUUUUUUAUUGCAUGGGCUCCGACGGCCUCAAGGAUAAGAGAGAAAAUGUUGUAUGCAACCUCCAAGGACGGGCUGAGGAGAGUGCUUGAUGGUGUUCACUACGAAGUUCAGGCCACGGAUCCCACAGAAAUGGGGAUUGAAGUAAUUAGAGACAGGGCCAAUAGAUAGAGAUGCAUGCAUGCAGAUUGCAGGUUGCUGGUUGUAGAUUGCAGAAAGAGGAAGAAGGAGGAGGAGAAGGGCAGCUAAUUAACCAAUUUGUUCCUCUUCAUUUUCAUAUUUAAUAACUUAAAUAUUUAUAUCAACGAUCAAUCGCAGUGCUGGAUGUCCUACUGUAACAGUUUUCCUUUCAGCUCCUUGAAUCUAAUGUUUCUUUUUUUUUUCUUUCUUCCUUUUAACACUGAUGUGAGCUGAUCCGCUGCUAACCUGUACAAAUAAGAUGUGUUGUAGCAUGUUUAAGCAAGUAGUCAAAAAGCACUUUCAAGCUUCUGCUCCUUUCCAA
Molecule: messenger RNA, 861 nt
Organism: Nelumbo nucifera (sacred lotus)
Lineage: Eukaryota; Viridiplantae; Streptophyta; Magnoliopsida; Proteales; Nelumbonaceae
Product: actin-depolymerizing factor 5-like
Biological process (GO): actin filament depolymerization
Cellular component (GO): actin cytoskeleton
Molecular function (GO): actin binding
Source: RefSeq, a predicted model, not a curated record